Messenger RNA from Saxophila tyrrhenica, 2478 nucleotides. RefSeq lists its product as uncharacterized. Bases 1 to 2478 code for a protein of 825 amino acids. Gene Ontology annotation, molecular function: pseudouridylate synthase activity. The transcript is spliced from 2 exons. The record is from RefSeq and is a predicted model, not a curated record. Lineage: Eukaryota; Fungi; Ascomycota; Dothideomycetes; Mycosphaerellales; Extremaceae.
AUGCUCAGAACAACAUGGCUACCGAGUUCUCGCUGUCUUAGACUGACCGGACGAACACGAAAUUGCCUUGGAAAUGUCGACGCGCGAGGUAUAACAACCAAUUCCCGCGUCUUCCAAGUCUCGGACGAAGUCCGGCAGGCCGUAUCUGACCGCCGCCCCAUCGUCGCCCUCGAGACCACAAUCUACACCCACGGCUUUCCCUACCCGGACAAUCUCGCCCUAUCCUCUCAUCUGGAAUCACUCGUUCGUAAGCAUGGCGGCGUCCCGGCAACGAUCGGCAUUCUCAACGGAGUCGCUCGCGUUGGAAUGUCUGAGCGCGAGAUAGACCAACUCGUGGCGUCCGCUCAUGACCCGAACAUGCUCAAGAUCAGUCGUCGGGACUUUGGCUUCGCUCUUGGCUCCAAGGACCCUUACGGCAAAGCGUUCAACGGCGGGACCACAAUCGCUGGCACGAUGGUGCUGGCGCAUAUGGCUGGAAUCAAAGUCUUCGCUACCGGUGGGCUGGGAGGCGUGCAUCGUGGAGGGGAGACGACGAUGGACAUCUCUGCCGACUUGACUGAACUGGGACGGACGCCGGUGGCGGUCAUCAGUAGUGGGUGUAAAGCAUUUCUCGACCUGCCCCGGACGCUGGAGUACCUCGAAACUCAAGGCGUUGCAGUCGGGACAUUUGCUGAUGGACGAGAGGGCGAUGUCGACUUCCCAGCGUUCUGGACGAGGGAGAGUGGUGUGCCGAGUCCGAAGGUGAUCCGGGAUGAGCAGGAGGCAGCCGAGAUCCUUCAUGCACAUGGGCUGUUAGGAUUGCAGAGUGGGUUGCACUUUGCGAAUCCAAUACCGGAGAAGCACUCGUUGUCGAAGGACGUUAUGGAGGCGGCGAUACAUGAGGCUCUUGAUUCUGCGAAACUAGCGGGCUCAGUCGGAGCUGCUGCUACGCCUUACAUCUUGAACAAGAUCAAAGAAGUCACGGGAGAGAACAGCGUCACGGCGAAUAAGGCUCUAGUCGAAGGCAAUGUUAUCAGAGGAACUAAAGUUGCAGCAGCGCUAACGAAGCUGGAGGCGGAUGAGGAGACGAGACCCAAAGGCAGCAACCAGGUUGAAGAUGCCUCUCGAGUGGUAGUUGGACCAGGCGCCACCAACUUCACAUCGAGUGGUGUGUCAAAGGGCGUAUCGCCUGCGACAGCGAACGCCCAGCCAUCGACACCGCAUAAGACAUCGAACAGCACCGCGAAUGUGACCCCGGACAGCCAACCAAACGUGUUCGUGGCCGGCAGUCUCGCGAUCGACCUCUCCUGCGACUACGCCAUCAAGCCCGGCGGCCUGGCAACAGGCGAUUCUACGCUCCGCCCAGCAGCACAUACCUCGAAUCCCGCCGAAAUCACACAAUCACUCGGCGGCGUAGGCGGCAAUGUCGCUAGAGCGGCCCAGCUGAUGGGCGCCGGGGUCCAGCUUUGUAGUGCCGUGGGUGACGACUUAGCUGGCAAAGCCGCCCUCCAAGGCCUCUCUGAAACCGGCAUGUCCACGCAAUGCGUUCAAACCCUUCCUGCCGAAAGCGGAACGCGAACGGCGCAAUACGUUGCCGUGAACGACAGCAACCGCGAUCUCGUGAUCGGCAUGGCGGAUAUGUCCAUCCUGGACUCCGCCGACUCUGCCUCGACCAUCGACAACACUUUGGAGCAUCACUGGCUACCCGAGCUCAAGCGUAACAAACCCGGCCACCUCGUCCUCGAUGCUAACUGGUCCCCUCCCCAUCUAUACCGCUGGCUCGAAGCCGGCAGAGAAAUCGGCGCACACAUCUCCCACGAACCCGUCAGCACAGCCAAAAGCACACGCUUGUUCUCCAUUCCCAAACCUACCAACUCCCAGGACCAACCUCUCCCCGUCUUCCCCUCCCCACUAGUCGACCUCGCAACCCCCAACACCCACGAACUAACCUCCCUCUACAACCACGCCCGCUCAGCCGGCCUCUUCGACCGCGCCGACUGGUGGACCAUUGUCGACAGCAUGGGCCUCCCCUCCACCGGCUCCCGCGUCCAACUCUCCCUCCUCACCACCCCGGCACUCGUAGACGAGGGGAUCCCGCAACAAACCCUCCAACUCCUCCCCUUCAUCCCAUCUAUCUGCACCAAACUCGGCUCCCAAGGCGUGCUGCUCACGCAACUCCUGCCCGCCGACGACGAGAGGCUGACGAGUGGGGAGUAUAACCCCUUCAUCCUCUCGCGCUGCGCGAACGGGACGGAGGAGAGUGUCGGGGUGGGAGGCGUGUACAUGCGCUUGUUCCCAGCUGCUGAAGAGGUGAAGGCGGAGGACGUGGUGAGCGUGAACGGGGUGGGGGAUACGUUUUUGGGAGCGCUGGUGGCGGGGAUGGCGAGGAAGGGGAAGGAGGCGAGGGUGGAGGAGUUUGUGGAGGUGGCGCAGAGGGCGGCGGUGGAGACGUUGAGGAGUGGGGAGAGUGUUAGUCCCGGGUUGAGGGGGCUGGUGUAG